Bolinopsis microptera is the source of this 3581-nucleotide messenger RNA. RefSeq names its product sushi, von Willebrand factor type A, EGF and pentraxin domain-containing protein 1-like. NCBI's taxonomy places the organism in Eukaryota, Metazoa, Ctenophora, Tentaculata, Lobata, Bolinopsidae. The coding region runs from base 955 to 2982 and encodes 675 amino acids. The record is from RefSeq and is a predicted model, not a curated record. The transcript is spliced from 19 exons.
AGAUAUGAGAGAAGUUACGCGCGGAUACGAACACAUAUCAGUAACCAUGGUAACAGUAACGUAAUAAACUGGAUCAUGUGAUUAUGAACACACAUCUCCUCAUUAUAACAUUACAACUCACCCUCACCUUAGCAACACGGCUCUCUUUCCUCGAUCACAAUCAUUUUCAGACAGAAAGCUGCUUCCUCCAACUGCAUGACAACAUCACGUGGUAUGACGCAGACACAAGCUUGUUGCUUAGCAACGGUCACAUUUCAAAACUCAACGACUGUCAGAUAACAGCCAAACAGUCAGUUGGGGACGAAGUUCAGUUUAUAAAACAGAUAUCUACUGACAUAAUACUGAUGUGCAGAGCGGGGGAGGUAUAUCAGACUGAUCCUCUCUCUCGGAGAUUUCUCUCGUCAGUCAGGACAAUGAGUUCUACCAAACUAGGUCACUAUGCAGCAGUACUGGGGGUGAACUUACAACGGCCUGGAUUUCAAACAACUUGUAUACUUUCUCUUAUUCGGACGGAACCACUAAAAUUUCCAAAUAUCUUCCCCUAACGAGGAAUUUUGUAAAAACCAUUGGAUUAGAAGCAAGUGAUAGCUCUGACGCAACCAAGCUUAUUUUCAAACACGGGAAUUUUGUAUACAUGAUUUAUACGGGUAUUUCGGGUGAAGCAAGAGUAGCCAGAUUUUGCGAGAACGACCAGGGGAAUUACGGUAGUUUCUCCACCGAGAGAUACGGUCAACUGUCCUGCAACAUGCUCGAGAUAGACCACACCAUCCUGCUGGACGCCCAAUACGAUCCUACCAGAUCACAACUCCUCCUUCUAACCUCUAGAACUCCAGUAGAGUUAUCAGGCAGGGUACUCUGUGCUAUAUCUAUUCAGGAGAUAGACCGUCAACUGGAUACUGGACAAUUCCUCGACUAUGAUGAAAUGGGAAAGAGCGUGGAUCGUCAGGAAGCAAAAUGAACUGUAACGCGAUAAACCAAAUGAAUUAUCUCACUCAGUUACUUGAUCUGAUAAAAGGAUCGCACACCCUCCUCACCCAUCAAAAGAACUACAACAGUUUCAGGACCAAAGAGAACGUCUGGUACCUUGCUACUGACGACGGAGAGUUGGAUAUCCUGAAAGAGAAACACGACACAUCCCUGAGCAGGAUACAAUCCGUACAAACCAACAUGUCACCUGCCCGACUCCUCCUCUCCUCCUCCGGAGACCUGACUCUGCUCUCCAGACACAAGAUAGCUACCCUUCCCAAGUUCUUCUGCUCUCACUUCCGGGAUCCAGCAGAGUGCUACCAAGGACCCUCCUGCUCCUUCUCCGAGAAACACUGGAACUGUUCCUUAUCUGCUGAAAAGAAGACGUUUGCGGAGGACCACCCCGGGGGUGUUAUUGGUAAAGUGUCCCUAAUGGGAGGUUGUGUGACAGAGGUUACAACCUACACUGCAACUGAUUCGACCGUUUCAACCAGCAUUGUAUCCUGCCCUCUGCCCACCCUCCCUAAGAACGUGGAGCUAGUGAAUCAGAACAACACAUGUCUGGGGCACCUCACAACUCGGUGUAGAUCUGGUUCUGACCUGACUUCUGGAGACUCAGUCAGACAGUGCUUACCUACUGGCAACUGGUCCGGAUCUUCCCCUGUUUGUACAGAAAGACGCUGCCCCGUCCUUACCCCCUCCCCUGGUUCGCACAUCACAACUGACCAGACAACAGUAGGAACCAUCCUCCAAACUUCCUGCUCAGAUCCUUGUCAUGUGACUAGCUCGCAGACCCCUCUACAUUGCCUGGAGACGGGACAGUGGAACGGGACUCUGCCAACCUGCAGUCCUGCCACGUGCUAUCCGCUUCCUCUUCCUAAAAACACUGUGCUGCUCUUUGAUGAGAGACAGCCCAAGUGUGGGGGACAGUUUGCUGCAAGGUGUGUCAAAGGAACAGAUCUUGUGUACGGAGACCUGGUCAGGACCUGUAGGAAAGACAGGUCCUGGAGCGGACAAGUUCCUCUCUGCACCGUGACUGAGUGUCCAGUAUUCCCCUCCCCAAAGAAUGGCUACCUAUCAUCCACCUCUAAAAGAGUUGGCUCCUUGGUUACUGCUACCUGCAAGGCUUGUCAUAGAGUUUCAGGAAUACCAGGCAUGAGUUUAGCAGCUAGUGCCCAGUGUCUGAGCAGCGGUAGAUGGAGCAUAGACCCACCCUCCUGCGAGAGGGUUACCUGUCCUCCCCUCUCUCCCUCAACAGGAGUGAACAUGCUGAGUCUCAAUACCUCUUGCAUCGGACUAGCUGAAUUCCAGUGCUCAACUGGUUUUACGUUAUACUCCGGUAGUACAGCCAGGUACUGCCAGCCAGAUGGUAAGUGGAGCGGCUCAGAUCCUAUCUGUGUCCCUGAAACUUGCCCUCCUCUACAGUUCGCUAGUGAGGACAGAGUGAUCGUUCAAACGAGAAGAGAGAGGUACGGGGAGCGGAGCAUUAUGCGAUGUGAAGGAGGCAGUACUCUACAAUCAGGGCAACUAGAAUUGGUCUGUUUGUCAGGUAGAGAGUGGAGUGGGGCGAAACCCCAGUGUGUAGCAAACCAGCCCUUCCGCCCUACUGCUGGCACUGAAGCCCCAGAAGCUAUUGCCUCUGAAAAGCAUAAUGAAAAGCAAAGUGAUAAUAAUGUACUGAAGAUUGUAGCUAUUUUGGGAUGGUCCAUGUUUACUAUCUGUCUCAUCUUCAUCAUCCUGGUGUUCGUCUUUCUAAGAAGAGGGCGAAUAAACAACUGCCAAUCAGGGAACUGUAACGGAAAAGCAAGUCUAGAACGACAAGUCACCACCUCUACCACUAUAGGACUCGGGACUCUAGACAUCAGGAAAUCCAGAUGUCUCGAGCUGGACGUUGUCACACCCACCUACCCUCCUAACAGUAAUUUAGUCACCCCCGUCACACCUACCUAUCGUAUAUAUGAAGCGGUAACGCCCACACUGUCCGCCCAGGAUUCUAUGGGAAAUGGUGUCACGUGACAUACAUGCAGAUAAAACUUUAAAACAAGAAGUUUAGCUCUGAGAGUCAAUUAUUUGGGGACCAGCAUAAUAAGUCAGUUUGUUUUCGUGAGACAGAGACUCGAACUGUCAACCUUCAGCAUUCAACGUGGCAUCAGAGUGAUGAAUUACAAGAGGGGUUAACUUAUGAAUUCAGCAUUGUAGGGGGGCGGUCGUUGUUUGCAACUACAGUAGCAAAAAAGCAAAACCGUGAAAUAGUGAAAUUUGGGAGACGGAGGCGUGGAAUGUUGCUCACACCUGAUAUCACUCAUUUUCUGGAAAACAAUAUGGACAGCUUUUACCACAAUUAUUUGUAAUUUUUCGAUUCGAUUAAUGAACAUGUGAAUUGUGAAGUAGUACAUAAAAUUAAAAGUUUUGGGAAUGAGAAACUGGAUAAAUUUUAUUAAAUUACAUUUUUUUGAAUAAUUUUUGUACUAACAGUAUUUGUAUUACAUUUGAGUCUUUAUUUAUUGUGAAGUGAAAGCAAAUUUGCAUCAAUUAUUUUAUUCUGUUAUCAUACAUUGCUUUAUUGUAAUACAAUUUUUAACCAUGAUUUGUAAAAAUAACCUGGUUCGGAUUAA